Messenger RNA from Prorocentrum cordatum, 861 nucleotides. The record is from the annotation of a GenBank genome assembly. Lineage: Eukaryota; Dinophyceae; Prorocentrales; Prorocentraceae.
AUGGGCGUGAACAGGGAGACCGCCACCUUCUUCAAGCGCGACUUCGAGGAGAACGGCUCCAUGGAGAACGUCGUGCUGUUCAUGAACCUGGCGAACGACCCCACCAUCGAGCGCAUCGUGACGCCUCGGCUGGCCCUGACCACGGCCGAGUACUUCGCGUACACGCGCGAGCAGCACGUGUUCGUCAUCCUCACCGACAUGUCCUCCUACGCCGACGCCCUCCGCGAGGUGUCCGCCGCGCGCGAGGAGGUGCCCGGACGUCGUGGCUACCCCGGGUACAUGUACACCGACUUGUCCACCAUCUACGAGCGCGCUGGCCGUGUGGAGGGCAAGACUGGUUCCAUUACGCAGUUCCCCAUCUUGACCAUGCCCAACGACGACAUCACGCACCCCAUCCCGGACCUGACCGGGUACAUUACAGAGGGGCAGAUCUUCGUGGACCGUUCCCUGCACAACAGGCAGAUCUACCCGCCGAUCAACGUGCUGCCGUCCCUCAGCCGGUUGAUGAAGUCGGGCAUUGGCCAGGGGAUGACUCGCAAGGACCACGGCAACGUGUCCGAUCAGCUGUACGCAAACUACGCAGAGGGCCAGGACACAAAAGCCAUGAAGGCCGUCGUCGGGGAGGAGGCCUUGAGCGAGGACGAGCACAAGUACCUAGAGUUCUUGGACAAGUUCGAAUUGAAGUUCCUGUCGCAGGGUCCUUACGAGAACCGCGACAUCUUCACCUCCCUGGAUCUCGCGUGGACACUGCUGCGGAUCUUCCCUCAGGACAUGCUCAAGAAGAUCCCUGCCAAAAUCAAGGACGAGUUUUACAGUCGCGAGGGCGAGAUUCAAAAGGCCGCGCAAGCCAUCCGCUCGUAG